CAUGAUGGAGACCAAGUCACAGCACAGAAGUGAUGACCAACCGGCUCGGUGAACAAAACCUCGCCAUUAUGGAUCCGUGACCAGAUCUUAAUCCCAUGGAGAACCUGUGGACCAAACAAAAACCCAUAAAUUGUGAUAAACGCCGCACAGUCAUAAGGAAGAGCUGGGAUUUCCUUCCCCCUGAGCUCGGCGAAAACAAAGGCAAGAGGGAGAGACAGCCUGAGUGAAAAAGAGAGCUCUGGAGACAGCCUGAGUGAAAAAGGGAGCUCUGGAGACAGCCUGAGUGAAAAAGAGAACUCUGGAGACCGCCUGAGUGAAAAAGGGAGCUCUGGAGACAGCCCAUCUGAAAGAGAGCCCAGAGACAGCCCAUCUGAAAGAGUGCCCUGGAGACAGCCCAACUGAAGAGAGAGCCCAGAGACAGCCUGACUGAAAGAGAGCCCCGGAGACAGCCUGAGUAAAAACAAAAGAGUUCCGGAGAAAUCCUGGAGACAGCCUGACUGAAAAAAGAGCGAGAGAGAGAGAGAGACAGCCUGACUUGAGAGAGAACACUUUAGACAACUCAACUUAGAGAGAGCCCUGUAGACAGCCUGACUACUCCAGAGAGCCCAACUGAAAGGAGAGCUCCAGAGACAGCCUGACCAUGGAAUAGGAUACAGAGACUGAUAGGACUAUAGGAAAAUGUAUUUGGUGCCUAUAAAGUAUCUUUAUUUUUGAGGGAGGAGAGAGACAAGUUGUGACAGUCUAGGUAAGAGACAUCUAAGGCAGGGACAGACUAGACUGUGAUAUAUAAGGCUGGACUCCAGAGUGAUAACGUGACCUCAGAAGUGGAUAAGACUGACCCCGGUUAGCUGUGGGGUCAGUAAGAUGGCUGCCAAGGACUACGAUCAUUUAUUCAAGCUUCUGCUGAUUGGAGACUCAGGGGUGGGAAAGAGCAGCCUGCUUCUGAGGUUCUCAGACAACUCCUUCUCUGGAAGCUACAUAACAACAAUUGGAGUGGACUUUAAGAUCCGGACCAUUGUUCUGGACGGAGAACGGAUUAAACUGCAGAUCUGGGACACGGCUGGUCAGGAAAGGUUUCGGACAAUUACAUCAACGUAUUACCGGAACACUCAUGGCGUCAUUGUGGUCUAUGAUGUCACCAACCCAGAAUCCUUUGUAAAUGUGAAGCGAUGGCUCCAUGAGAUAACACAGAAUUGUGACUCCGUGUGCACAGUGCUUGUGGGUAAUAAAGAUGAUGACCCGGGCCGAAAACAUGUUGAAACUGCAGAUGCAAAAAGGUUCAGUGACCAGAUGGGCGUCAGAUUGUUUGAGACCAGUGCGAAGGAGAACCGCAACGUGGAGGAGAUGUUCUUAGCGGUGACCCGUCUGGUGCUGAGGAUGAAGAAGGAGAGCCAGGCCCGGCUGAGACCCUCCGAGGUGGUGACCAUCACCAAGACCAAGAAGAAGCCGCACGUCAAGCGAUGCUGCUGAGGGGCCCCGAAGGCCCCACCUGGACUAACUGGACAUGGACUAUUGUGUGAGGAUUGGGGCGACACACGGGUGAUGGGGCCACUUAGGGCAGAGCGGGGUCCGCCUGCAGCACAAGGAGGGGCCAUGAAUGAUGUCAUCCUAGGAGGAUGAGGGAUGGUGGCAUGGAUGAUGGGGGUUGUG
Messenger RNA from Hyla sarda, 1650 nucleotides. Its product is annotated as ras-related protein Rab-35-like. Lineage: Eukaryota; Metazoa; Chordata; Amphibia; Anura; Hylidae. The transcript has 7 exons. Bases 865 to 1470 code for a protein of 201 amino acids. Gene Ontology annotation, cellular component: plasma membrane; endosome membrane. Gene Ontology annotation, biological process: endocytic recycling. The record is from RefSeq and is a predicted model, not a curated record. Gene Ontology annotation, molecular function: GTPase activity; GTP binding.